GAAGACCUGAAGCAUCCGUCCCAGUCAGGGAUGAUCCCAGGGUCCUGGCAGCACCGUAUGAAGCUGCAGCUCUCCUUCAAGGCGUCCAAGGCCUACUACAUACUGUCAGAUGCUGCCACUAACCUGCUGAAGAACAGCCGGGCCCUGCGCUACAUCAAACUGGCCCUGCAGUGCCACUGUCAGUGUCUCCUCUCCGGCUCACCUAAGCAUGCUGUAGUCAACUGUGGACUGAUGGAUAAUAUGCCUACUGUUCUGUGAGGAGUAUCAUGUACCUGCUGGCGCUACUGUUCCGCAUCCAGUGUCUCUCUGUGUGGCGACAUCCAGCUGUUGCUGGCCCAGAAUGCAAGUAACCGUGCUG
This is a messenger RNA of Salvelinus namaycush (lake trout), 358 nucleotides long. Its product is annotated as erythroid differentiation-related factor 1-like. The record is from RefSeq and is a predicted model, not a curated record. The transcript is spliced from 2 exons. NCBI's taxonomy places the organism in Eukaryota, Metazoa, Chordata, Actinopteri, Salmoniformes, Salmonidae. The coding region runs from base 31 to 258 and encodes 75 amino acids.